UCCUGUCCUUGGCAUGAUAUCGGAAAAGUAUGAUUUCAUCUUGUUAGUGAGGGCUUAAUUUACAGUUUUGGUGCCUAAUAAAAUGCCAGAGUCAUCAAGGAGAACGACUAAGGGGAAGAUAAGAUGGAGCAAACUGUACAACUUCACAUGCUUGCGACCCUCCACUGCAGAUUCUGUUGUUCAUCUAGAGCACCUUGGUCAGCCAGGAUUUUCUCGUCUGGUUCUCUGCAAUGAACCUCAACUACACAAGACCAAACCUCACAAAUACCCCAGCAAUUAUGUAUCCACAACUAAGUACAAUGUAGUAACUUUUCUUCCCAAAUCACUUUUUGAGCAAUUCCGCAGAGUUGCCAAUCUUUAUUUUCUCUUGGCAGCGGUGCUGUCCUUCACUUCUUUGGCUCCUUUUUCUCGUAUAAGCUUGGUUGCUCCCUUGGUCUUUGUAAUUGGGAUUAGCAUGCUUAAAGAGGCUGUGGAAGAUUGGCAUAGGUUCUUACAGGACUUGAAUGUGAACUCUCGAACUGUAAAGGCUCGUGUAGGAAACGGCAGAUUUGCUGAGAAAACAUGGAGAGAACUUUCUGUAGGAGAUGUCAUUAAAGUUCAUAAGAAUGAAUAUUUUCCAAGUGAUCUCCUCUUUCUAUCUUCCAGCUACGAGGAUGGAAUUUGUUAUGUAGAGACCAUGAACCUUGAUGGAGAAACAAAUCUGAAAGUUAAAAGAUGCUUAGAAGCAACACUCGGCAUGAAUGAAGAUGAAGAACUCAGCAAAUUCAAAGGCACUGUCCGUUGUGAGGACCCAAAUCCAAAUCUUUACACCUUUGUGGGCAAUUUGGAGUUUGAAAAUGAAUCAUAUGCCUUGUGCCCUGCUCAGGUGCUUCUAAGAGAUUCAAAACUUCGUAACACUGAUUACAUUUAUGGAGUAGUUAUUUUUAGCGGGCCUGAUACAAAAGCAGUACAAAACUCCACAAGGUCGCCAUCUAAACGUAGCCGGAUAGAAAAAAAGAUGGAUCUUGUGAUUUAUCUUCUUUUUUCAUUUCUUUUUUUGAUAUCAUUAGUCACCGCAAUUUCUACUGCAUUCUAUCUGAAAUACGAGAUGGUUGAAUGGUUGUACCUUCGAUUGCAAGAUGAUGACGAUCCAUUCUUCAAUCCCAUAAAGCCUGAGGUUUCUGGUUUUCGGCACUUUACGAGGGCCCUAAUUUUGUAUGGCUACUUGAUCCCCAUUUCUUUAUAUGUUUCCAUUGAAGUGGUGAAAGUUUUACAAACCAUGUUAAUCAACAAAGAUAUUGAAAUGUAUGAUGAAGUAACAUGUAAGUCUGUUCGAGCCCGAACUUCAAAUUUAAAUGAAGAACUGGGUCAGGUAGAAAUUAUUCUUUCGGAUAAAACAGGGACUUUGACUCGUAAUGAGAUGGAAUUUAGAAAAUGCUCAAUUGCAGGAACCUCAUAUGGGGGUGAUAUAAAGGAAGUUGAUCUUGCUGCAUCUAGAAGAAUGAAUACUUGUGCUGAGACCUAUCGAUGCAGUAUUGACGAAUCCAACACUAGUCAAAGCUUUGAGUUGUCUGAAUUCUCUGAGGCUGACAUCAUGGUCACUGAAAAGGCAAUUCUAGGUGGCCGAGAAGAUGGGGAGAAUCAGAGCACUGAAAGCCCAGAAAUCUCUACUGUGGGGAAGGAAUCUGUUAUCAAGGGUUUCAACUUCACGGAUGAUAGGCUCAUGAACAAUCGAUGGAUGUACAGAUCCAACUUAUUUGAUGUCAUAAUGUUCUUCAGAGUCAUGGCUCUAUGCCACACAGGCAUACCUGUUGAAGCCAAUCAGACUGAUAAGCUAAAGUAUGAGGCUGAGUCACCAGAAGAAGUGGCUUUUUUGGUAGCUUCACAAGAAUUUGCAUUCCAAUUUUUCAGAAGAACCCAAUCUGUAAUGGUUCUCAAGGAGCUGGAUCCUUCCUCUGGAAAGGUGGUGGAGAGGGAGUACAAGAUUUUACAUUUGUUGGAGUUCAGUAGUUCACGGAAGAGAAUGUCAGUCAUAGUGAGGAAUAAAGAUGGUCAGAUCUUUCUCUUUUGCAAAGGUGCCGACAGCAUUAUCUUUGAUAGGCUUGCAGAAAAUGGUAAAUCAUACCAAGAAGCAACAGCUUUGCACCUUUCAAAUUAUGCAGAAGAUGGUUUCCGCACUCUAGCAUUUGCAUAUAGGAUUAUAGAGACUGCAGAAUACGAACAUUGGAACUCAAUAUUUUCACAGGCUAAGACCACAAUAGGUCCUGAAAGAGAUGAAUUACUAGAUAAAGCAUCUGAACUGAUUGAAAAAGAUCUGAUUUUAUUGGGGGCUGCUGCUGUUGAAGACAAGUUACAGAAAGGGGUUCCAGAGUGCAUAGAUAAACUUGCCCAAGCAGGGCUAAAAAUAUGGCUGCUCACAGGUGACAAGAAGGAAACUGCAGUAAAUAUUGGAUUUUCUUGUAGCUUACUUCAGCAGGAUAUGAAGCAGUUCCAUAUAUGUUUGAGCAAAGAAGCUGAGACUAAGAGCCAAGUGAAGGCAAUGAAAGAAGACCUUUUAUAUCAAAUUGAAAAUUCUUACCAAGUGAUGUGUGAAGAAUGCAAUAAAGACUCUCCCUUUGCCAUGGUGGUAGAUGGAAAAGCUCUUGAAGUCGCUUUGACAGAUGGUGUAAAGAACCAGUUCUUACAGUUGGCUGUUAAUUGUGCCUUUGUUAUAUGCUGUCGAGUGUCUCCGAAACAGAAAGCAUUGAUUACUCGAUUGGUGAAAGAGUAUACUGGCAAGACAACCCUUGCCAUUGGAGAUGGGGCAAAUGAUGUUGGCAUGAUUCAAGAAGCUGAUAUCGGUAUCGGGAUCAGUGGCAUGGAAGGAAUGCAAGCAGUAAUGGCAAGUGACUUCUCAUUGCCUCAGUUCCGAUUUUUGGAGAGGUUACUUAUAGUUCAUGGGCACUGGUGUUACAAGAGAAUUUCCAAAAUGAUUCUCUACUUUGUAUACAAGAACAUUGUACUUGGCCUCACUCUAUUCUAUUAUGAAUGUUACACAAGUUUCUGUGGGGAGGUCCUAUAUGAUGACUGGUACUUGGUGCUGUUCAAUGUGAUUUUGACAUCAUUGCCAGUGAUAUCAUUAGGAGUCCUAGAGCAGGAUGUUUCCUCCGAAAUAUGCCUCCAGUUCCCUUCCCUUUAUAAACAGGGUCCAAAGAACAUAUACUUUGCUUGGAAGCGCAUCAUUGGUUGGAUAUUGAAUGGUGUGGUAGCUUCUCUAAUCAUCUUUCUUGCCAAUAUAUACAUGCUCUCCUCCGCCGCAUUCCGACAGCAGGGAGAAGUUUCAGAUGUUGCACACCUCGGUGGCAUUACAUUCACAUGCAUAAUCUGGACUGUAAAUUGCCAAAUUGCUCUAGUUAUCAGUCACUUUACUUUUAUCCAACAUCUUUUUAUAUGGGGUAGCAUAUUGUCCUGGUACAUCUUCCUGCUUGUGUAUGGUGCUCUUCCUCCUGCCUACUCAAAGAAAGGAUUUCAUCUCUUCAUGGAAGCUAUUGGCAGUGCACCAGUGUAUUGGAUGAUUACAUUGAUUGUCACAGUAGUUUCUCUUCUACCAUACUUCAUGCACAUUGUCAUCCAACGUUUAUUCUAUCCCCUGGAUGAUCAUAUUCUUCAAGAAAUGAAGUAUUGCAAGAAAGAAAGUAUCAACAAUCAAGCAUGGCAAAGGGAGCAAUCCAACUCAAGGAAGAGCACCCUGAUAGGGCUUUCUGCCAGAGUUGAUGCAAGGAUUCAAUAUUUGAAAGAACACUUGCACCAGAGGACAAAAUCAAUAUAUAGAUCAGUAACAAGCAGCCCAUUAUUUCAAUGAGUCUGCAAGCUUUCUGGAAUCUUUUAUACGAAUUGUUAUUUAAUUAUAAAGCCUAUUUUCUUCAAUUACAUUGAA
Messenger RNA from Juglans regia (Persian walnut), 3895 nucleotides. RefSeq names its product probable phospholipid-transporting ATPase 4. The coding region runs from base 83 to 3820 and encodes 1245 amino acids. Gene Ontology annotation, cellular component: plasma membrane. NCBI's taxonomy places the organism in Eukaryota, Viridiplantae, Streptophyta, Magnoliopsida, Fagales, Juglandaceae. The transcript has 11 exons. The record is from RefSeq and is a predicted model, not a curated record. Gene Ontology annotation, biological process: phospholipid translocation. Gene Ontology annotation, molecular function: magnesium ion binding; ATPase-coupled intramembrane lipid carrier activity; ATP hydrolysis activity.